Messenger RNA from Plodia interpunctella (Indianmeal moth), 10032 nucleotides. RefSeq names its product Enhancer of Polycomb (gene E(Pc)). Gene Ontology annotation, biological process: regulation of transcription by RNA polymerase II. Bases 267 to 3719 code for a protein of 1150 amino acids. The record is from RefSeq and is a predicted model, not a curated record. Gene Ontology annotation, cellular component: NuA4 histone acetyltransferase complex; piccolo histone acetyltransferase complex. Lineage: Eukaryota; Metazoa; Arthropoda; Insecta; Lepidoptera; Pyralidae. The transcript has 21 exons.
UACGUCGUUUAGGUGGAAGUUGGUCAUGGUCGUCCGCCAAACGGAAAGCCGCCAUGAUGGCUUUCUGUAAAGUUCGCUCAAUAUGUAAAGUUUCGUUAUUGUUUUUCAUUAAUUGUGACUGAGUGUGUGCAAAAAUUAACCAUGGGAACGAACUAGAGUGUGUGAAGUUCAGUUUAAGGUCCCUUGGGACCUGCUAGAGGAGCAAAAAAGUGUUUUAUAAGUGCAUUUUAGUGUCGACGCUAAGCGUGUUUUGUCCUGUCAACAAAAUGUCGAAGCUCUCGUUUAGGGCGAGGGCCCUGGAUGCGUCGAAACCAAUGCCCAUAUAUCUCGCCGAGGAGCUCCCGGAUUUACCGGACUACUCGGCGAUUAAUCGUGCAGUACCUCAAAUGCCCUCUGGAAUGGAAAAAGAGGAGGAAAGUGAGCACCAUCUCCAGAGGGCGAUAUCAGGCACAGGGCUCAUAAUACCAACACCUGAAGUGUGCGAGGUCAGCGACCUCCAGUUCUACGAGAGAUGUUACCCGCCGGACUACAAGAUGCCCAAGCAGCAUAUACACAUGCAGCCGUUAUGGGAAGAGCAAGAGGCGCCGGAGUACGAUAUCGACUCGGAGGACGAGAGGUGGCUGAAACAGCAGCGGCAUCUCGAGCUCACAGAGCUAAAGUUCGAGCAGAUGAUGGACAAGCUGGAGAAGAGUUCGGGACAGACCGUGGUGACGCUGAGCGAGGCCAAACUCCUGUUGGAGAGGCACGACGAGCUCGUCACGGCGGUCUACGACUACUGGCUCAACAAGCGGUUGAACACGCAACAUCCCCUAAUCCUGUCGGUGAAGACUGAAAGUCGUCCGGGACAGUCGUCGAACAACCCUUACCUGGCGUUCAGGAGACGAACGGAGAAAAUGCAGACCAGGAAGAACAGGAAAAACGACGAGAGUUCCUACGAGAAGAUGCUGAAGCUCCGGCGGGACCUAGCGCGCGCGCUCAACCUCCUCGAGCUGGUCGCGCGCAGAGAGGAGGCCAAGCGUUCGCUGGUCGCGUUGACCGCACAGCUCGCGGACAAGCGCUACGGCGCCGGAGACUUCGCGAACCAGCUGCUGCCCGAGACUCAAGUGGCCAGGCUACCGAUAUCGUUGCCCCGCGCCCCGGGCUACAGACACUACGAGCCCCCCCUAUACACCCCCGCCGCACCCCCCGACAUACCCAGACAGCGAGAGAAGCGAGCGUACAAGAAGCGAAAACACAGGCAUCCCGCCGUCGGCUCCGCGCUGGGGCUGCGAGACUCUGGCGUGUACACGUCUUCAGAGGAGGAGGCGCGGACAGAGCCUGCGUCUCCGCCGGACGAUGGUGCCUUCGCCUUCCGACGCAAGCCCGGCUGUUACUAUGAAAUGCCUACGAGUACUCUGUACGGCGAUCCAGUGGACCCGGACAAUACCUCCAAAGACGGACUCUUCCAGCACGAGAUUGAUCCGAGGCACAGGUUCACGCUAACGUCCCUGGACGGGCAGUGUAUAGGGUUCGCGAGGCGGAGGCGGGGGCGCGGGGGACGCGUCAUCCUGGACCGGGUCAGCACCCCGCUGGACGACCUGUGGCCUGAGCUACCCUUCACUGACACUAGACAGACACAGCGCGAGCAAAAGGAACGGGAGGAACUCGAAACGAAAAUGCAUCGGACUCCAAAGGAGAUCACUCGAGACUACCACUCUGGAGGCAAAUACCCAUGGAGGCAUUGCUUCCGGAAACACCUCAAGCGAAACCCUCAUCUCUGGAUAUCCGAUGCGGAGGACGUUAAAAGUGAAAUCAAAAGUGAAAAGACAGAAGUGUUACCUCAAGACAGUGAUAUUAGUGUUAAUGCAAGGACUAUUGACAGUGCAGUGUGUGAUAACCUUAAUAGGGUGCGCAAAAGGGCUUACAGUGAUAGUGACAGCAGUUACGACUCGGACGAGAGUCUGCAUCCGGUGGAGAGGGAGUUUGAGAAGUUUGUGGACGAGGUUAAUAAAAAAUGGUUACAUUUCCGGCCGAAGACGCCCCCGGCGGCGCCGCUGGAGAGCGCGGAGGCGGAGGCGGACGCGGACGCGGACGCGACACUGAGCACGCUGACGGCGCACACGCACAUCGCGUGCGAGCUGCGACACCACCGUCUCGGCGCCUUCACCACCGACCACUUCACUCUCGCCUCGCUCUACACCGACACACCGCACGAUGUCGACCUCAGUGGCAACAGUUUAGAUAUAAGCGGUGAGGACCUCCUCCCGGAGAAUUUCACGGGUCUAACGGAAGCUCAGGUGGAGAGCAUACUGUCCGAGACGGAUUUGAAUACAUUGGAGGAGGACAUAAAGGAUGAGAAGAAGCUGACAGACAACAUCCUAGACCUGGUCAGCGACGAGAAACCUUUUUUAUUGCAAGGCCAGAGUGCGGACAGGCGCGCCGACUCUGGCAAGAAAGGCUAUGCUUUUGGCUCCACAGUCGUACGAAUGUCGCCGCUUGAUAGUGAACCCAUCUACAUAGAGACACCAAAAGUCGUAGAAGCGCCCAAGCUUAAGGAGGAGAAGAUCGAACCUUGUCCCGUGCCCAACUCCAAAAUUAUCGUCGAAGAGGUCAACGAAGUGCCUAUGAAGGUGGAAAAGAAAGAGGUAAUCUCGGAGGUCCACCUGGCGCACGGCGUGCAGCUGAAGCCGCCGCUCGCUCGCGCUCACAAGCCCGCUCCCACGCCGCAGAUCCUCACUGUCGCUGUCUCUGAUAGUCUGAAGGUGCGGCUGCAGAAUCACCUGCUGUCGAGCCAGGCGGGGGUGUUAGUUCAGAACGGACCUUUCCCCUCAGUCGUCGCCCUCCCCGUGCAACAGAGAGACAACACCACGGCCGUGAAGCUCUCAGUGGCGGGGGUGUCAGGCGCCCCCUCCCCCCGGCGCCCCCCUCCCGUGGUGCACCUGGCCCCCGCGUCACUGGCCCCCGCAUCACUGGCCCCCGCGUCGCUGGCCAACAAGCCCCUGACCCUCCACACCCCCGCACAGAACCCGCCCCUGGUCGUCGCGCAAUCCCACACGAUACACCACGUGGCCCCGAACAAGUUAAAAGUACUUCACGCCCACCCGUUAACCCAAACCCAAAGAGCACAGUUGUUGCAAGCGAGGGGCGUUGUCUCAUUGGCGCCGAUAGGUGACGCCAGGACGCAGGCGGCGUUGCUGAAGGCGGCGCCGGGAUCUAUGGCGCAGUUUUUCGAGAUUAAAGGCGGUCAAAUCGCGAAAGGACCGCAUUUGGUUAACGUUUUGAGACAACCGGCGCCGAAGACUGCUGACAAAAGACGGGAUUUGCCGACCACAGCCAAACCGCAGAGGGUGUCGCUCGGAUUGGACGGUAGAGCGAUAGUGCGUGCUACUUUACCGACGUUGCCCGUCAGGCCUCCAAGGCAACAGAUACAGUUGAAGAGUCGACCGCUACAGGUGUCAGAAGCGAGGGUACCUAACACUGUUGUGGCGAAUCUGCUCCAGAAAACUGCCGUCUUGCCCCGGACAGGUCCGAAGAUAGCGAUAUCGGGCCCGGCGCUGUCGCAGCUGAAGGCGCGGCCGGCGCGCCUCGUGCCGCAGCCGCGACUCCGGCCCGCGCACGAAAUAGUUGAAGCGACAACGACGCCCGCGCCGGCGUCGUCGACCUCGACGACUACAUCCGAGGAAGAAACCGCCAACGGCGUGCGCAGACGGCCUACGGACACCAUGAUGGAGGUCACGUGACAACUAGGGCGCUACAGGCGAAGUCAAGGGUGAAUAUUAUAGUUCUUCGAUUACUCCAAUCGUAAUAGCUGUGGAGUGGAAUCAUUACUGUGGUGAUUAAGAUCUUCUUCGUAAUUUCGAUCGCAAUAGAUUUGGAGAAGAAUCUUUAAGUGAUGAUGAAACGGCGUAGUGUUUCUCGUUUUGGGUAAUCGUGGUCGAAUUCAUAAUUCUUUAUUCAGCUUAGGAUGAUAUACAUCGCUUGUUGACGUCGAAAAUUUAAAAUAGAAUGGUUAAGGUUGGUUGAUGAACGUCCAGUGUUGCCAGCCAAGACAACACAACAGUGCCCUCAUUUGUUUUCCAUUAUUUAUAGACAGACCGUAAAGCAUAGUAAUUUUCAUUAUAACUUAGUUAUACUUAGUUACUACCUUAGUUAUACCUUACCCAAACGAUUCGUAAUUUAUAUGAAUUUCACAUUUAUUUGUAUUCAAGAAGUGAUAUUAAAACGUAAAUUUAUUUACUUCCACCUCGAAGCCUCAGCCGCCAUUUUGAUUUGCUGUCACAAAAUGGCGGCGGCGGAAACACUACGUCGCUUAUUUAUCUAUGGUUACGACAUUGUAAGAUCUUUAUAUAUUAUUGUUUUGACAAGAUGUCUUUUUAUUUCAUUGAACAACUCAAGUUAUAUAGGCACUCUAUAGUCUCUCUUUGCUCUCGGUUUAAUUCUUGGCUGCAAUGCCUCGAAGCUUGGAAUCCACUUAAGAUUGGUCUAUUAUUAUUUAUUGAAGACCGGCCACCUUCUUGACGUCAGGCCUCUUCGGGGAUUCUGUUGUUGCUUAUCAGCUACCUUAUCCCUUAUUCGGCUCGACGCAGCGUCGACAUCCACGAGAGGAUAUGGAGACUAUUUUAGGACGGGAAUUACACGACACAGAUGUCACUGUUUAAUACCAAAUAGUAAUUUUGUCUUGUCUAAACAAUUAAUUAUUAACGAUCCAAGCUUUGACAUAUUUACGCUAUUGAUGUCAGCUUAAGGUUUAAAACAAGGAAUUAUCAUAAUAAUACUAUAUAUAUAUAUAUAUGUCUUAGACUUCUGUGUAUAUCACCUCAUUUUUCCACUUGAAACAUCGAUUAUAUUGACAUUAAUCAAAACAAACAAAAAAUACAAAAAAUAGUAAAUUAACAAAAUAACGCGAUGGGUUAAACGCUUAUUUUACGAUAGUAUACUGAUUCAGCUAUUCUAUUAAUAAAAAUAUGAACCAUAUAUCAGCUAUAUACUAAAGUCCGUUUCUGAAGUAAGUGGAAAAUAGGUCAACGAUCCUAUAUAACCUUAUAAUAUAGAACUUUAAUCCAUGGUAAACGUGUAUGUUGAGUAGAAGUGUUUUUAGUUGACAUCUUUUGUUAUUCGCCUGGCCGAAAUUAAUGCAAAAAUAACGAGAUAUUGGCAGCCAUAUGCAAAAUGUGCAGUGUUUUCAACAUAGACAGAGAAAAUUAUAGUCACGUUAUACUUCCAUUUCGCUCAUACAAGAGAGAAACGCGUACUAGAAACACGAGAGGAAAAGGGACAGAAUGCUAAUAUAUUUUUCGUGUACCGCAUUUUAUUAGAUCCAGUCUACUCACUACUUUAUACCGUGUAAGCUUAAUUUGUGUGAAAUAGCUACGCUCACUGACUAUAGUUUUCCUGAUUUACGGUUAUUUUAAAAGACCUACUAAAAUUGAAAUAGUAACAAGAUUUUGUUAAUAGUUGCCAAUAUCUUCAUUAAUUAAAUCUACAAAUAACCUCUAUAACGAUGUCAUACUAGAAAUAUGAAACAAAAACAAAAUAUGGUCAAAGUAUGCAAAUAGGGGACCGGACAAUUGUGAAUUGUUAAAAAUAUGAAAUAAAAUGAUAGAAUAUGUAUAAUUGAACACAAUUUGCAGCUUGAGUUUAUAUUCCUGAGUCAAUUUAUUUGCGGCAAUCAAAUUUUAUACCGAUGACAUCAUAAGGCGGUACAAUUAGUAAGGGGCGGUUCCCUUUAGCAGUCCGUUAAGCGUGGAUAGGCUCCUUUAUGAGGGCCCGGGUCUAUAGCAAGUUUAUAAAAGAGAAAAAAAAUAUUUAAAUAUAAAAAAAAUAUUUUUUUUUGUGUCAUAGUCAAUUGGUGUCAAAGCAAUUUUUUUUUCUGUCAGCACUCUUAAACUGUAUCGUCCUGAGUAAGCGUAAAUUUUCGCAAAUUUUGUAUGAGUCAGCGACGCGCCGAUUGGAGGUGUUGUGUGGAUAUUUUUGUGUUUCCUUGUGAAAAAGACCUUCCGGACCAUUAUGUUCAAUUCCAGACAUGUUGAUUCCACGAUAAGUUUUAAACAUUAUUCAUAUAUAAAAUGUGUACUUUAAAAUAAAGAAUAAGAAACUCUUUUCACCACAAUUCUGGAAAAAAAUCGCAAAUCGUAUUUUCAACUCCUAAUAUCUAUUAAAUACACAAUUAAUUUCUAGUAAAAUAUAGUCUGAUGGCUUAUUUCCUAAGGAUUUCAUUAAUAUUACUUUUGAUACUAGUGUUCAUACAAAAGUUUUGAGAUAUCCGAUGAUUUCCGCCGCGCGGAAUAGCCCGGAAAAUUUCCGGGUGCCGUCGAACAGUUGACGGCGAGCGCGGAUACGAACGCGGACUGCUCAAGGGAAUAUAUAUCUUGAGAAGGAUACUAAAGUGAUUUUUUAGCAUCAAAGAAAAAAUUAGUCUGUACUAGACUGUGUAAAAUUGACUGUACUUUGUUUUUGGACAUACAUUUUUCUAUUGCUUAUAAUACCGACGUUGUUGUGACUUUCUAAGAGCGAGAUGGCAAUAAUGACAACCGAGAUGGAGCAUAGGUCAAUAAACGUUUUUUUCAAGUGGCUGAGAAAUGGACUAUACCAAUAAAUCUUAAAACAAUCCUACGUGGAAUAAAACACUGCUACUUAUUCAAUAUCACGGGUUUGGGUUAUUUUACGGUCGAUAUAAAUAAAUUCUAGUUGUAAAAGUGUCCAUGCAUCUCAUAAGCUUUCAUUGCUAUGACAAAUCAAAUAUUUUUAAAAUAGUGACGUCAUAAUACUAUGUGUAUUGUAGCGUGUACUAUUUGAUUCAUUACAUAUUUGUUAAGAAAUUGAACCAACCAAACUGGAUUUUAAAAUAUUUUUCAAAGAUAAAUAUGUCGACCGAAAAUCUACAUACACCCAUACGCGACACGCAUGUGUGUAAUAAUUAUUAAAAGUUAAUUUAAGUGGCUGUGACAUAGUUAAUAUUUUGAAACCGCAACGAGUGUCGCCUAGAGUGCUGUCUCUUUCAUACGCGAAGUGGGCUAACGCUAUUUUUAUAUUCGGUCAGCAGUUUUUUCUGAAAAUUUAAAACGGUAAGACGCAGUACCUAUGUAUAUGUAACCAAGGCGCAUUUUUAUAAAGGAAUAAAUUUACCUAUCGUCUUAUAAAGAUUUAAGAGAUUUGGUGGCUGCCAAGAUCCAGUGCGGGGUAGAAAGAGCUAUCUAUAUGAACUGAUUGGUUUAAGAAAUUGGUUCUAGAGUGAGAAAGCACGAUAUGUUUGUCGCGUUUAUUGCUUUAAAUAAUGCGCCUUUUGGGCACCGACGAUUCUUAGUAACUUUGGAUCUUAUCUAAAAAAUAUAAUUUUGAGACAGAUAUAUAUUUUUUAUUUACAUUUCGGAUACUGUGUCUGUAUAGUUGUUCAGAUCUCACUUUUGAAUCGUAGGAAUUAUUAAACGUCAAAUAAAAAUUUUAACACAAAAUAAAAAUGAAGGCUUUUGUUUUUAACAAUAGGCUUUGAUUUUACAAUAAUGAGUCAUUAAUAUAGGGAAAGUGAAAAAAAGGUAAUUGGUUAACUGAAUUACAUCUGGGAAAAAACUUUUUAGCUUAUACAAUGUAUUUUUUGCCCUAGGGCACAAAAUCUGGCAUUUGACCUCGGGUUUGAAUAGUAACAUUUUUAGAUUUAUUUCGAGAUAAAAGUCGACGGUGGUAUUUAAAUGUAUAAUUUUGUGUAAAAUAUAACCAUUAAUUACUGUAUUAUAUAGUUUUAUGUGUAUAUUAUUAAUUAAUCAUUACCUGGCUGAAAAAGAAUUAGUUUUUUUUCUCAAAUCAGGACACGACUGGCAGGACCAGUGAUUUUUUUAAAAAUAAGUCAUAUUAAAAUCAACCGGGCUUCUCAUUUUUGCCAUUAAAACACGGACUGAACUGAAAAAAUAAGUUAAAUUGCCUAUGCCUGACUUUAAUCGGGAUUUCUGUAAUUUUUAAGCUUUAGCAAUGCCGCUGCCUGUACCUAAUUUGUUUAGAUAUAAUGAGUUAAUGUUUAUACGUCUUUUUAUUGAAAUUACACUUAAAAAUCUAAAUCUUUGCAAAUUAUAUAUUAAGUAAUUUGUAUGAUAAAAUUAAUUUGUAAUGUGUAAAGUUAUAUUUUUUGUUUAUAUUUCAAUAAAAAGACAUCAACAUUAUCUUAGUGUCUAAACAAACGGGGCGUAGAUUUGCUUCGAAUCAAAUUCUUAUUCACCAAAGUCGACAAUUUGUUUACAUACAUAUAUAUCAGGGGAAAACACGAACAUUUAUAAACAAAAAAAGAGCUAAAACAGGUUGUAUAUUAACUACUGAAAAUCUACAAAUAGAUCCAAUAAAACUGAUUUUUUUAUUUAAAUCGAGUAGUUUUCAAACUGAGCAAAAAUAAAACAGUUGACUUAUUUUUAUCAUUAAAGAAUUUUAAAUUCAUUCACGCUGUUUGAAAAGUUUUAAGCAUUAUAGCCAGUUCAUGUCUCAUUUUUUCAUUUGGUAAUAAAUUGAGUAAGAAAUAAAAUUAUACCUCAAUAAAUUAAUGAAAUUUGCGACUUUUAAUCAAUAUUAAACCGUUUAAAUAACUUCACAUUAAUCAAUCGUAAAUUAAUGUAGCUGAUGUUAGUUUUAAAAAACUAUAUUAAAAAUACUCGAUUUAGUAUCCAAUGAAAUAAAAAAAACAACUGAUAAAGAAACUACACUUAUCAUGAUCUUUUUCUGUACAAAAUCUUAAUCUUAUGUAUGUUUGUAUAGUUGUUGACUAUGACACAGCAGUGAGAAAAAAAGCAGAAUAUUUUUAGAAAUUUUUUGUAUUCCUUCUCAAGUACCAAAUACCCUUCAAUGUAUUUGAAUAAUAGAUUGAUAGCGAUUUUUGUCGAAAAUAAAAAAAAAAGUUUAACAAAACGAUGUUUUUUUUUUGGCAUUUUUUAUUUGAAAAUAUUAUUGUCACAUAAUACGAUGUCUAUAAUAUUAUUGGUAUAAUGUAGUAGAAUCUUAGGAGUGUGUCCAUUAAAAUAUAGUAAAUGCGUAGGCACCAUGUGUAGAUAGUUUAAAAAAAUGUGAUUUACAUAUAUAAAAGAUGUGGAUUGCCUGCAGUCAUUAUUUAAUGUCCUUCACAUUGUUUGUCACAAAAUCAAAUUGUUUUAGUGCUUUGUUUAUGUACCCGACAAUAAUUUUAAUUCUUUGGCAUUACAUUUAAAAAAAUAUAUGUGCAAGACAAUCCGCCAUCUGCAUAAACUAUGUUGAAAUGUAGUUUCUUUUUCGGGAUUCGAUUCAAAACUUUCUCCGUUCACUUCUAAUUAGAUAUUUUGCAGAAAAAAAUGAAAAAAAAUGUUUAAAAAUAUCGUGAUUAUGUAUUUUAAUGUAACUAAAUCGAUACCGUGCGUUCUCCCAUAAAGUUUCUCAAUACAUUAUAAGAAAAUUGAUGAAAUUUUAUGAGGGAAACCACGGGGCAAGCUAUGCGAUAUAUCGAGUCGUGUUUACGCAAUGUCCUGUUGUUUCAAGGUUUAAAAAAUUCAGUGAGCUUUUUUCAUACAAACCUUAUGGGUUUUUAUGAAAAAUAACUCGCAACAAAAAAAUGUAACGGUUUUAACUAUGUCUAUACAUAUAUAAUUAGUAAGUAUCAUAUACUGUACAAAAAGGCUGCAAAUUUGGGAAAAAAAUGUAAAAAAAAUUGGCCUCAUUUUUUUUGGGGCCGUUAACAUACGCUUAGUAAGAUGGUUAGGAACAAGUGUACCUCAUAAGUUUCUGAUUUCUAGUUUAGGCAAUGUCGAGUUUUUGACCGAACUGACGCAGAGUAAUUUUUUUUCUAUGCUAUCUGUCGGUCUCAUUGAUAAUACGAUGCAGCACCUUUUUUCUUGUAAAUAUUACUUUUUUACCCCUUAGUUUUUAUUAUGGCGGCGUCAAACCACGCUUGAAUAACGUUUCGUGAGGUCGGUCAAAAACCCCGCCAAGUAUGAAAUAAAAAAUUGCUGUAAAUUGUUUGUAAAAUAGUCAUGUUCAGAAUUUCAAGUGUAGUUUUGUUGAUAUUUUUUUUUCAACUAAAUUGCUGAAUAAAGCGACGAUUCUGUUUCA